Messenger RNA from Melopsittacus undulatus (budgerigar), 1130 nucleotides. It is a transcript of the gene TMEM220, whose product is annotated as transmembrane protein 220. NCBI's taxonomy places the organism in Eukaryota, Metazoa, Chordata, Aves, Psittaciformes, Psittaculidae. The transcript has 6 exons. Bases 140 to 625 code for a protein of 161 amino acids. The record is from RefSeq and is a predicted model, not a curated record.
CUCCAGGUCUUCCGCAUCCUUCCGCGCGGGGCACGCUGGACAGGACGGAAAGUGCCUUCUGAGAGACCGGUAACUGCGACCGAGCCACCCCGACCCCGUCACCGGCUCCGCCCCGUCGCCGCGGCCCUCCCCAGCGGCCAUGGCCAUGGCGGUGCUGCUGUGGCGGGUCUGCAACCUCCUCAUGGCCGCUUUCUUCGGGCUGGCGGCCGCAGUGCAGGUGAACGACCCCGACGCCGGGCUGUGGACUGUUGUCUACUUAGUGCCAGCUGCCCUGACUCUGCUUGUCAGCAUCAGCCCUUCAAUAACAGGUAAUGGUGUUUGGAGGAGCCUCUGUGACCUUCAUUCUGCUGGUUGUAUUGUUGGGACCGUUGCCUUGGCUUGCUCUUUGUUUGCUUAUGCUCAAGGAAACAUUUUACAUGAGGAAGAAGGCCGAGAGUUGUUUGGUCUGGUGAUAAUUGCAGUAUGGAUGAGGCUUUGUCGCAGUUCAGCCAAGAACCCACUGGCUGGAGUUCGCUUGACUGCUGCAGUGGUGGUUGCGCUCUUCCCCUUUGUGUCAUGGCUAUACAUUUAUGUGAACAAGGAGAUGCGAGAAUCUUGGCCAAUACACUGUAAAACAGUGAUUUAGUGGGUGGGAGAUAGUAUAGAAUAAAUAUUCUGACCUUAUUUGCCUUUGCUUUUGGUUCUUAAUUGAGGGUUCACAUCAGUUGGAGAGGACCCAAGAAUGUCUGGCUGCUUCCAGCAGCACAGGUUGAGAUUUGUUAUAGAAAUUGAGGAACACUGUCAAAUCUGAGUGGAGGAUUUUCCUGUGGGACGUGGUGUUCACCUGGCUUUCUCCUACAUUUUCAAAGCACUGUUGAGUUCAUGUGUGUUCUAAUGUUAUAGCCAAGAUACCCUGGCAUCCCCAGAUCACUUUCUAACCAGCAGGGAAACCUGCUGCUCUGUGUCAUGAGAGGAAAGUAAAGCAAACACUUUGUUUCAAUAAAUGACUGCUUACAGCCAUAAAUCUUCCAGAUACCUGCCUGAAUAGUCCACUGAGACUAAAAUAUUUGAGUGGCCUUUUUCUGCCCUAAAUAUGUAGAAUGUAUCUAAAGAAAUAUUUUUGCUGUUAUCUUUCACUGAAAAUUCUUAGU